UGUGACAUACAAGAUAUCUGCAAGAAGGUCAUCUCGGCGAGAUGGGACCUUAUGAUGCAAGAAUCGGUUACUAUUAUAUCUCCUUGGGCUGGAGAUGAACCCUGAGCAGCGCCGAUAUGGCAUAUAUGGUCCAUAUAUAAACUCCUAAACUUCAACUAGUUUCUUCAGCUUUCUGGUUCGUCGAUAGCUCACUUCUUUCAUUCACGUACACAAGUUGAGGUGCUGGUCGCCUAACUUCCUACUCUUGUAUCACAACCCUUACGAGACCUUCGUCCAAUACCUGCACCCUUCCGCCCUCAUAUCUCGCAUCCAUUUUCCAAGAUGAAGUCUGCUUCUGCUGUUAUCCUCGCAGUCACAAUCAGCUUUGUCCCCGCCCUUGCGACACCAGUCAGCAUGCGUGCCGGAGACAAUAUCAAUAAUACUUCGGCACCAGCCCCUUCCCAGACUGGUCAGAUUGACCCUAAUGCCGUCAACCCCAACGCACCGGUGAAGCGCGAGAUAGAAUACGAUCACGAAUUCCUCACCGGGCUGGUCGCACGAGGGAGCAAAUCCAAUGGCAAGUCCGGGUCCAGACGUCGCGUCCGCCGACAUUCACCUACUACAUAAGAUAGGGCCGGCUCAAAUCCUACUACUAUCACGUGAGCGCCUCUGUCACGCUUGGGCUAGUUUGGGUGUAACGAAAGUAAAGAAAUACUACUCCUUGCAAUAUAUUGAG
Molecule: messenger RNA, 715 nt
Organism: Somion occarium
Lineage: Eukaryota; Fungi; Basidiomycota; Agaricomycetes; Polyporales; Cerrenaceae
Source: the annotation of a GenBank genome assembly